Molecule: messenger RNA, 1529 nt
Organism: Umbelopsis ramanniana AG
Lineage: Eukaryota; Fungi; Mucoromycota; Umbelopsidomycetes; Umbelopsidales; Umbelopsidaceae
Exons: 10
Coding region: 73-1251 (392 amino acids)
Molecular function (GO): methyltransferase activity
Source: RefSeq, a predicted model, not a curated record
GACAUGCGUGGAGGCAACGAAUCAAUCUUUAUGCACCAGAACUAUUAAAUAAUUAACAUAUCGACGAGUACUAUGAGCACAUUGAGGGUAUUGGAGUUCUACUCCGGUAUUGGAGGCAUGCAUUUUGCAGCUGAAGAAGCUGGCUGGGACUACAAAAUUAUAAAAGCAUUCGACAUCAAUACCACCGCUAAUGAGGUUUAUGCGUUCAACCACGGAAAAUCAGUCAUUGCACAAAGAAAUAUAGAAGCACUGCCACUAGAAUUUUAUGACGCUCAGAAAGCGGAUGUUUGGACCAUGUCGCCACCUUGUCAACCACACACUCGCACAGGUUUAAAGCUGGAUUCAAAGGAUCCUCGGUCGAAAAGUUUUCUAUAUUUGAUGAAUAUGCUUCCAAACAUGAAGCAUCCUCCAAAGUACAUAUUGGUAGAAAAUGUCAAGGGUUUCGAUGAAUCAGAUUCUCGUGACGUUCUCAUACAGCAACUAGAAGAAUGUGAAUAUACAUACCAAGAGUUUUUGCUGAAUCCAUUGCAGAUGGGCAUACCCAACUCUAGAUUACGAUACUACUUACUGGCGAAAGCAAAACCAUUAGCCUUCGCGAUGGAACCUACCGGAUCCAUCAUAGGAUAUGUUCCAUCAUCAAAGACUCUCACAACCGAGUUUAAGGACGAACGGGGUGUCAUCAUCAAGGACGAGGAAACGAUUCUUAAAAGCGAGAAAGUGGCCCGAAGACACAUUCACGAAUUCUUAAGUCAUGAUGAAGACCUACAUCAAUAUAAUGUUCCUGAUAAGGUUUUAUUGAAGCAUGGCCACGCGUUUGACAUUGUCAAACCGUCAGCUUCAAGAAGCUGUUGUUUUACUAAAGGAUAUUACCACUAUGUGGAAGCAACUGGUUCAAUCUUGCAAGUGAACGAAGAUGGUGAUACCGACGACACUUUCAGUCAACUACAGCGGUGGAAAGACUCCGCUCGAGAGACAGGUACAUCCGCGGAUGAGCAGGAUCAGCAGAAAGUUCUGACGUGUCUUCAUCAUCUGCAGUUGCGAUACUUCUCACCAAGAGAGGUAGGCAACCUCAUGGGAUUUCCUACAAGCUUUGGGUUCCCAGAGACCAUGAGUCUUAAACAAAAGUAUCGAACACUUGGUAACAGCAUCAACGUGUUAGUGGUGGCCGAACUCAUGAAAUAUCUGGUUAAGGAAGGCAGUAGCAUGGAGCCAGCAGCCAAGAUGAGGAAGCUGGAGCAUUCAUCACAGUAAUUGGACGCUGUGCUGCAAAUAUUUAUAGCGGGCCGUGGCGAGAUGGAGUGGUGGCUAUGCGUCGUCUGGUUUUUCCUCAUUUAAAAUUUUUGGGUUGACUUCAUGGCGGAGCAAGCAUUUAUUUGUCGGAGUAGGAGGAUGAAACGUUCCAAACUUAUCCCAUCUAUUUUUGACAUGGUCAAAUAACCGUCCGCUUCGGCUCGCUUUGUUAGAUGCAGAAGUUUCCGUUUUGUAUGGUAGAAGUUGAAAUAAAUUCAGUUCAUGCAUUGAUAUGGAUU